Molecule: messenger RNA, 1740 nt
Organism: Volvox carteri f. nagariensis
Lineage: Eukaryota; Viridiplantae; Chlorophyta; Chlorophyceae; Chlamydomonadales; Volvocaceae
Exons: 15
Coding region: 1-1740 (579 amino acids)
Biological process (GO): amino acid transport; transmembrane transport
Cellular component (GO): plasma membrane
Molecular function (GO): amino acid transmembrane transporter activity
Source: RefSeq, a predicted model, not a curated record
AUGGCAGGACGUUUUUCAGAAUUCUCUAAUGCUUUGCUUACAAGGUCUGCUUGGGGCUUUUCCCCAAGAGAGUACCUAGCACUCCUUCCUCAGUAUCCUGAACUAGUAUAUAAGCGAGUAUUCAAGACGAAAUCGGCGCAAGAUAUGGCGUUGGAUGCCCAGGCAAAGGGUCCCUUGAAAAGGACGCUUGGAGUAACCGGCUUGACAUGCGUCGGCGUCGGAUUGAUGUUGGGCGCCGGUAUCUUCAUUGCCCCGGGGACCAUCUCGGUGGACAUGACAGGGCCGGCGGUGUGCAUCUCGUACCUUAUCGCGUCCAUCAGCGCGUUUCUCUCAUGCUUCUGCUACUCGGAAUUCGCCGUCGACAUGCCGCUGGCGGGAGCUGCAUAUACAAACGCAUACAGAUAUACAUACAAGUGGUCGUGUGCACGGUAUACUUUUGCCAGAUGUAUCUUGCAACACAACAUGACUGCAAUGGACACCCGCAGGGUGGUGGUUUCUAAUCUGUUGUUCGAGUACAUUCUGGCAGACGCUGCCGUCAUUCGAGGUUUCUCGCCGUAUUUUGCCGUACUCAUCGGAAAGGAUAGUGGAUACUUCCGUUACACGACAGUACUGCGAGGCAAGGCCUACGUCAUGGACUGGUGGGCCUUUGCCUUGACGCUGCUAACCAGCGGGUUGCUCGCACUCGGCGCCAAGGAGUCCAUCAUCAUUAACACCGUCAUCACGAUCAUUCACAUCGUCGUCAUGAUCUUCAUCAUCAUCGCCGGCUUUGUGAAGGCCGACUCCGCCAACUUUAGGCCGUUCUUUCCGAACGAUCAGCCAGACCAGUGGAAGCAGGUUUUUAAUGGCGCAAGCAUUGCCUUCUUUUCCUUCAUCGGUUUCGAUGCCGUCGCAACCGCUGCCGAGGAAGUAAUUGACCCCGCGACGGUGAUGCCCCAAGGCAUCUUGGGCUCCCUGGGCAUCGUGACUGUCAUCUACUUCCUGAUGUGCGUCGUUCUGAGUCUCAUGGUGCCAAGAGCUGAUAUUGAUACUGACGCCACGUUCGCCAAAGCAUUCGAAUACGUUGGAUUGGGCUGGGCCAAGCACAUAGUCGCUUUGGGCGCCAUCCUUGGCAUCCUGACCGGCAUCAUGAUGGGCAUUUACGCACCUGCCCGCAUACUUGUGAGCUGCUGCCGCGAAGCGAUGCUGCCGCCCUUUAUGGCCUGGGUGGGACCAAGGGCAACUCCAUGGGUAGCAACCUGGCUCAUCGGCAUCAGCGUCGCCGUCAUUGCGCUGCUCACUGGCUUUGACGAGCUUGCAAACAUGGUCUCUAUCGGCACCUUUGUUGUGUUCUGGUUUGUGGCGGUGGCGCUCAUCUGGCGCAGGAUGCACGCGCCAGGCAAGACCACACUCCUCCGCUGGGCCAACGAGCUGGUCCAUAUUUUUGCGAUGAUUGGAUUUUCGCUGGGCUUCGUGCUGGUCUGGACACUGCCCGUCUACAACACGGACACAGACGGGGUGGCGGGCAAAUGGAAGGACCAGCAGUACAAGUGGCUCAUUGCGAUGGCGGUACUGUGCGCCGCGACGCCGCUGUCCAUGUUCCUCUUCUGUAAGCCGGCAUACGUACCCUCUGGCUACAAGGUGCCGCUCUACCCGCUGGUCCCCUGCGCCUCCAUAUUUGUCAACACGUUUUUGCUCGGACAGUUGGACCAGGCGUCGUACGAGCGGUGUGUAUGUGCACUUGCCUAUGGUGUCAGCCUGUAG